AUGCGCGCUCCUCUAACUUUGAUGUUCUGUUGUACAUUCCUAAUUGUGGUGAAAUAUUGCUUCGCAGAUCCGAUGAGAUGUUUUAAACGCAAUGAGAUAUUAGGCUGCAUGUCGCCUUGUCCAGAGAAGACCUGUCUAAAUCGGUACAUACAAUUCAACUGUUUGAGAGGCAAAGAGGAUAUUUGCAGAGUUAAAUGCGUUUGUAAAGAGAAAACAUAUAGAAAUUCAAAUUAUGACUGUGUUUCAGCUAAGGAAUGUGAUGAAUACGUUCCUGAAUAG
Molecule: messenger RNA, 279 nt
Organism: Parnassius apollo (apollo)
Lineage: Eukaryota; Metazoa; Arthropoda; Insecta; Lepidoptera; Papilionidae
Source: the annotation of a GenBank genome assembly